This is a messenger RNA of Salarias fasciatus (jewelled blenny), 4086 nucleotides long. RefSeq names its product PR domain containing 11 (gene prdm11). The transcript is spliced from 7 exons. The record is from RefSeq and is a predicted model, not a curated record. Bases 242 to 3376 code for a protein of 1044 amino acids. Lineage: Eukaryota; Metazoa; Chordata; Actinopteri; Blenniiformes; Blenniidae. Gene Ontology annotation, molecular function: protein binding.
UCUUCCGUCCUCCAUGUCAUUUCCUGUGGUAAACAUGGUGGUCGCGGCCCGCGGAGGCGCCUGAGCCUGGCGGAGAAUCCUCCCGACUGCACGGAGCGGCGGCGGCCGGGGGGCGCCGGGGGUCUGCGGCGAGGCGGCCGGGGGGCGCGGCGAGGCGGCCGCACGGCGCUCCGAGCCCCCGCCGGGGCUGCGGCUCCGCUCCAGACCAGCGGUGGAACCUGACCACCAUCAUGCUUCCACCAUGAACGACCACGGCUUGGACCUCUGGUUCUGUGAGGACUGUCAGGACUUCUUCCAGAAGGAGUGUCCGUCCCACGGCCCCCCGCUGUUCGUCCCCGACACUCCUUCAGCUCCAGGUUCGGCCAACAGGGCGGCGCUCACCGUCCCGGCCGGUCUGGAGCUCUUCGCCGACGGAGACGAGGUGGACGUCCGCUGCUUGGACCCCGGCUUCCCGAAGGGGGCGCUGUUCGGCCCGUACGAGGGCGAGCUGGUGGCCAGAGACAGAUCUGCAGGGUUCUUCUCCUGGAUCGUCGUCGGUUUGAACAACACGUAUCGGUCCAUCGACGGCAGCGAUGAGACCAAAGCUAACUGGAUGAGGUACGUCCGGACAUCCUCGGAAGACAGCGACAGGAACCUGACGGCGUUCCAGCAAGGAGACAAGAUCUACUUCCGGGUCUGCCGCCGGCUGGAGGCCGGAGAGAAGCUGAGGGUUUGGUACAGCGACGAAUACAUCCGGCAAAUCCACCGCGUCUCCCAGGACAGCAUCGACCGCAACCUGCACACAGACCCCGGGAAGCCGUCUGUGCCGUCAAACCUUCAGGAGGACGUUAAGUGUCCCCGACGGACCAAAGACAGCAAACCUGCGAGCAGCGACGAGUCGGAUGGUCCGCCUCCCGCCAAGAGGAAGAAGAUCGACCUCAUCUUCAAAGACAUCCUGGAGGCGUCUCUGGACCAUCCCGGCGCCGGACCGCCGGCUCACGACGAGAGCGUCCCGCACCUGAAGGUGGAGGAGACGGAGGAGGACGGGCGGAGCAGCCACCGGCCGUCCACCUCGUUCUGCCCCAACUGCGUGAAGCUGAAGAGGAGGAUCGUGGAGCUGGAGGAGGAGCUGUCCCGGCUCAGGGCGGUGCAGACGGACGCCGUCGGACCGCCGGAGCAGAGCCAGCAGGACCGGGUCGCUCCGCACCCCGAACAGGGACCGGUCGAUGAGUUCCAUGGGAUGGAACCCAUGACGCCGUCCCAUGCGGGUCUGGACGAGGACGAUCAGGACAUGGACUCCGCCGACGAGUCCAUCUCGGCCGAUCUGGUCAUUUCCCCAGAAGACCCGUCGAAGCUGUCGACGGCGGGCGGCCGCCGCAUCCGCCGCUUCAAGCAGGAGUGGCUGAAGAAGUUCUGGUUCCUGCGCUACUCGCCGACCCUGAACGAGAUGUGGUGCCACGUCUGCCGCCAGUACACCGUCCAGUCGUCCCGCACCUCCGCCUUCAUCGUUGGCUCCAAGCAGUUCAAGAUCCACACCAUCAAGCUGCACAGCCAGAGCAACCUGCACAAGAAGUGCCUGCAGCUGUACAAGCUGCGCAUGCACCCCGAGAAGACGGAGGACAUGUGCCGCAGCAUGCUGCUGCUCUUCAACGCCGCCUACCACCUGGCACUGGAGGGCCGGCCCUUCUCCGACCUGCGCCCGCUGGCCGAGCUGCUCAAGAAGUGCGAGCUCAAGGUGGUGGACCAGUACAUGAACGAGGGGGACUGCCAGGUCCUGAUCCACCACAUCUCCCGGGCCCUGAAGGAGGACCUGGCUGAAAAGCUGCGCCUGUCCCCCUUCUUGAGCGUCAUCGUGGACGCCCAGAACGACGACCUCUUCUCGGACACGGUGGCCGUUUAUGUCCAGUUCAUCACCAACGAGGGCUCCCCCAACACCGAGUUCCUGUCCCUGCAGAGACUGAGUGUGGCCACCGUGGACGGGUACCUCCAGGCCAUGGACCGUGCCUUCGCGGUUCUGGGAUUCCGGUUUCAGGACCUGCUGGUGGUGGGCCUCGGCGUGGACGGCGCCAACAUCUCCUCGAGCUCCAGAGCCAAUCUGUACGUGGCGGUCCAGAAGUCCUACCCCUGGAUCCUCUGCCUGCCGGUCAUGAUCCACCGGCCCCACCUGGAGGUGCUGGACGCCAUCGGCGGGAAGGAGCUGGCCUGCCUGGAGGACCUGGAGAACAACCUGAAGCAGCUGCUGAGCUUCUACCGCUACUCGCCCUGCAUGAUGUCCGAGCUGCGGGGCGCCGCACCGACGCUGUCGGAGGAAACCGAGUUCCUGGGAGACAUCAGGGCCGUACGGUGGAUCAUCGGAGAACCCAACGUCCUCAACGCCCUCAUCAAGGACUACCUGGAGGUCGUGGCUCACCUGAAGGAGAUCAGCGGUCAGACGCAACGGGCUGACGCCGCCGCCAUCGCCCUCAGCCUCCUCCAGUUCCUGUCGGACUACCAGUCGGUGAAACUCAUCUACUUCCUGUUGGACGUCAUCGCCGUGCUGUCUCGGCUGGCCUUCGCCUUCCAGGGAGAGUACCUGCUGGUGUCCCAUGUGGAGGCCCGGAUCCAGGAGGCCAUCCAGGAGAUCGGCCAGCUGGUGGACUCUCCUGGCGAGUACCUGCAGGAGUUCGAGGAGAGCUUCAGGGAGAGCUUCAACGGGGUCGCUCUGAAAAACCUCCGAGUCGCCGAGUCCAAGUUUCAGUCCAUCCGAGAGAAGAUCUGCAACAGGAGCCAGGGGAUCCUGUCCCAGAGGCUGGACCUGCAGAGCCGGCCGUUCGCCAGAGCCUGCAGGGUCCUGGACCUGUCCACCUGGCCGCAGAGCCACGACGAGCUGCAGGCGUACGGCGAGGAGGAGAUCCAGAUCAUAUUCAACCACCUGGACUCGGUCCCCUCCGGGGUCCGGACGGAAUCCCGCGGCAGCCUGGGGGCGGAGUGGCAGGACCUGAAGGCCGACUACCGCAGCGCCAGCAGCUUCAAGGAGCUGGUCGGCCACGUGUGCCGCUACAAGCAGCGCUUCCCGCUCCUGAACCGGAUCCUGCAGGUGGUCCGAGUCCUGCCCAGCUCCGCGGCCUGCUGCGACCGCGGCCGCCUGUCCCUGCAGCGGGCGCGGCGCAGCAGCCGGGCCCGGCUGACCCUGGACCAGAUGAACGACCUGCUGACCGUGGCCGUCAACGGGCCGCCCAUCGCCGCCUUCGACGGCAAGCGGGCGCUGGACAGCUGGUUCGAGGAGCGGUCUGGCGGCGGCGGCGGCGGCGGCGGCUAUCCGCUGUCGGCCGAGAUGCUCGGCAGGAUGGCGGGCGGCGAGCAGAAGGCCGUCCUGCACAGCGUCGACAUCAACACCGACUUCUAUCCCGACGUCUGACCGGGAGCAGAGAGGCGGUCUGGAAGAACGUCGUUCAGCACUUUACCGCGUUCCAUAAACAAUGACGCAGAAUGACGGAACAAUCCGAAAGAACCGUGAAGCGACAGAACCGCGGAGCAGACCGGCGACCUGAGCGGGAUGCGAGCUCCUCGGUGUGGAGGGAAAAUCCGGAGGAACUCUGCUGCUUUUGGCUUUUUAAAAACAAACUGCGCCGCGUCAACCUGCAGCACUUUACUGACCACGAGGAACACGAGAACGACAACGCCAUGGAACCACACCGAGCGCCGGGACGAGAGAAAAGAAGAAAAUCAGCUACGCAGGGGUGUGUGUGUGUGUGUGCGCGUGUGUGUGUCUCAGAAUAAAAGCCUGCGCUCGUCGUGCCUGAAAUAGCAGACUGUCAGGGGCGUGUGGAGGCUCCAUCAGUAAUCUGAUUACAUUCUGUACUCUAUGCUGUGUACUGUGUAGCUGUAUCCUCUGUAUAUACGUAUAGCUGUAAAUGCUCUGCAGUUUGUUUGUAUUGAAUCACGCUGACGGGGGUGGCGGGUGGAGGAGUUCUGAGGCGCUGCUGCUGUUGACAUGUUUGUUUACUGCAGGCACGGGUUUUUUGUUUGUUUGUUUCUCACCGACGCUGGAUGUGUGAGGAGCGUUCUGGAGGCUGCAUGUUUCCUCCGAUGCUUCGGCUGUUUUCUGAGCUGCUGCUGCUCCAAUAA